Fusarium venenatum is the source of this 801-nucleotide messenger RNA. The record is from RefSeq and is a predicted model, not a curated record. Lineage: Eukaryota; Fungi; Ascomycota; Sordariomycetes; Hypocreales; Nectriaceae.
AUGGCUCUUCGUUUGCUGCCUCGGGCUAGAAAAGUUGCCUUUUCUCAGUGGCAUAAACAAGGCUCUCAUUCUUCCCCUCUCUUCUCCGUCACCACUCGUCUGCCCCUCGUUUAUCUCUUGCCUCAAACGGUGCUGGCGCCGGUUGACUGCACUAGCUCUUUCAGCACUUUUACAGCUUUAACUCGACCUUUGAUUCCUCAACUAACUCCAAACCCUCAGAAACUCCUUCACACAACAUCUCAAUCUCUCAAAAUGGAUUCCUUCCAGCAGCAGCAGCAGCAGCAGCAGCAGCCCCGUGGCGCUUGCUACUCCUGCGGUUCCACCGCUCACCAGGCCCGCGACUGCCCCACCAAGGGUCCCGCCAAGUGCUACAACUGUGGUGGCGAGGGCCAUAUGAGCCGUGACUGCACUGAGCCCAUGAAGGACAACAAGUCCUGCUACAAGUGCGGCCAGCCCGGCCACAUCUCCCGUGACUGCCCCAUGAGCGGCGGUAGCGGCCAGGCCACUGAGUGCUACAAGUGUGGUGAGAUCGGCCACAUUGCCCGUAACUGCCAGAAGUCCUCUUACGGUAACAACUACGGUGGUGGUGGUUUCCAGCAGGGCGGUGCCGGCAAGACCUGCUACUCUUGCGGCGGUUUCGGCCACAUGUCUCGCGAGUGUGUCAACGGCAUGAAGUGCUACAACUGUGGCGAGUCUGGCCACUACUCCCGUGACUGCCCCAAGGAGUCCGCUGGUGGUGAGAAGAUCUGCUACAAGUGCCAGCAGCCCGGACACGUCCAGUCUCAGUGCCCCGGCAACUAA